CUGCCCCAACAUUGAUUAUAUAUAAACAUGGUCUUGAUCACAUGCCACAGCAUACAGAAUCAGCAAAAAAGUUUCGAUUCUUCUCUAAAAAUGGCUUUCAUCAAGCCUGUUUUUGCAGUUCUUUUAUCCCUUUCUUGCAUUAUCAGCUUAUCUAAUGCUCAAGGGCUGACCCUUGAUUAUUACAAGAAGACAUGUCCGAAUGUCGAGGACAUCGUUAAACGGGAGACAGCCCGUAUAAUGGCUGCUGCGCCGACUCUGGCUGCUCCUCUACUCAGACUUCACUUCCAUGACUGUUUUGUUAGGGGGUGUGAUGGUUCUGUGCUAAUUAAUUCAACGACGAACAAUCGAGCUGAGAGGGAUUCACCUCCCAAUCUAACACUUCGAGGGUUUGGAUCGAUUGAUAGAGUGAAAUCUGCAGUCGAAAAGGAGUGCCCCGCCACCGUGUCUUGCGCUGACAUCUUAGCUUUGGUUGCGCGCGAUGCGGUUUCAAUUCUAAAUGGACCUUUCUGGCCUGUGCCACUGGGAAGAAGAGAUGGGAGAGUGUCGAAUGCAUCGGAAGCAUUGGCAAACAUUCCGGCGCCAACUUUCAACAUUACUCGACUCAAAACAUCGUUCGCAUCAAAGGGAUUGAACACAAAGGAUCUUGUCGUUCUAUCAGGGAGCCAUACCAUUGGAACUUCCCACUGCUCGAGCUUCUCGAACCGUCUCUACAACUUCACGGGCAGAGGCGACAGCGAUCCAUCGCUCGAUCCAAACUACGCGUCGCGGCUGAGAAGCAAGUGCCGGCGAGGUGACACCACAACCCUAGCUGAAAUGGAUCCCGGGAGCUUCAAGACAUUCGAUCAGGGUUAUUACACCAACGUAGCCAAAAGAAGGGGCCUCUUUACAUCGGAUUCAUCUCUUCUUGCCGACACCGAGACCCGGACUUAUGUUAGGAGCCACGUGUUCUCUCAAGGGUUGUCGACAUUUUUGCAGGACUUUGCGGAUUCGAUGGUGAAGAUGGGGAAGAUUGAGGUCCUUACGGGAAGUCAGGGUGAGAUAAGGAAGAGAUGUGGUUUUAUUAAUUGAGAUUAUUUCUGUUUGGUUUUUAAAAAUUUUUACUUGAAUUAAGUGUGUUGUUAGCAAUAAAGUCGAAUAUUAUGUCUACUCGACUUAUUCAUUUUGUAAUAUUUUUACUUUGAGUGUGGGAUUAUGAAUAAAUUUUAAUAUUAAUUCUUCUUUAUGUAAUGUUUAUUUAAAUUGAAUGGGUAUUUGCAAUAAAGAUGGGCAUAAAAUA
Messenger RNA from Andrographis paniculata, 1276 nucleotides. RefSeq names its product peroxidase 1-like. Gene Ontology annotation, biological process: response to oxidative stress; hydrogen peroxide catabolic process. The coding region runs from base 28 to 1068 and encodes 346 amino acids. Gene Ontology annotation, cellular component: plant-type cell wall; plasmodesma. Gene Ontology annotation, molecular function: peroxidase activity; heme binding. The transcript is spliced from 4 exons. The record is from RefSeq and is a predicted model, not a curated record. NCBI's taxonomy places the organism in Eukaryota, Viridiplantae, Streptophyta, Magnoliopsida, Lamiales, Acanthaceae.